GGGGGGGGGUGUACUCAUAGUCGUGCAUGCCGUAGUCGUUAGACCAUUGACCUCGCAUCCCUACAAAGCCGGGACGGAGCACGCCGGGUUCUCACCGGACCAGGCUCUCACAUCACCAAGCGCGAAGCGCCGUGAGGUAUUUGGCGAGUCGCAUGAAGGGGGAGGGCAAAGCAACACCAGGUGGAAGAGCGUGCGGCUCGUCUUUCAACCCCUGCCCCCGGGAGACGGGAGGGGGUGGGGCUUGCUCAUCACCGGCGGCGGGGACUCCAUCUGGAACGAGCAGCGCAUCCCUUUCUGCAUCUCGGGCCGCCUGUCUCUCCCGGGCCUAG
Molecule: messenger RNA, 329 nt
Organism: Ectocarpus siliculosus
Lineage: Eukaryota; Phaeophyceae; Ectocarpales; Ectocarpaceae
Source: the annotation of a GenBank genome assembly